This is a messenger RNA of Beta vulgaris subsp. vulgaris (sugar beet), 4913 nucleotides long. Its product is annotated as ABC transporter D family member 1. The record is from RefSeq and is a predicted model, not a curated record. Gene Ontology annotation, molecular function: ATP binding; ABC-type transporter activity; ATP hydrolysis activity. Lineage: Eukaryota; Viridiplantae; Streptophyta; Magnoliopsida; Caryophyllales; Amaranthaceae. Gene Ontology annotation, biological process: fatty acid beta-oxidation; very long-chain fatty acid catabolic process; peroxisome organization. Gene Ontology annotation, cellular component: peroxisomal membrane. The transcript is spliced from 29 exons. The coding region runs from base 509 to 4525 and encodes 1338 amino acids.
UCUUUAAAAAAAAUAGCCAAUUCUGGUGCAAUAAAAGCCACUAACAAAUAAAGAAAAAGAUCAACCGUCUAACCUCGACUACAAUUUACAAACACUUUCUCUGAAUAUUCAUCAUAUUAGCUUUCCAUCUGAAAACUCGGCGAAGAAUCACACGAAAUUCAGCAUUUCCAUCAUCAAAUUACCUUCCCGAACUUGAGGAACAGACAAAUUGUGAGAGAAAAGGAUUACGAACGAGUUAAAUUUGUAUCGUCGACUUCAAACUCGGAUCUUCCAGAAAUUUGAGAUUUUGGGUUAAGUUUAACUCACUGACCCUAACUCCCUUGGAUACGGCACUGGAUAUGAGAGUUAUCCAUUUCCCAGAACUACUAAAUUCUAGAAGAGAGACUCAGGAUGUGAUGAAUUGAUAAUAAUGUUGUACGUUUGUCAUGUGUCAUGACAUGGUCCAAGACUAAGGGAGUAAACGAAGCUGCCGUGAGUGCUGUUGGUAGAGAAGAGAUCUUUAAUAAACAUGACUUCCCUCCAACUUUUGCAAUUAACAGAGCAUGGCCGCAAUAUUCUUGUUUCGAGAAGGAAGUCUUUACUGCUGGCUUCUGGCAUCUUGGUGGCAGGUGGCACAGCUGCGUAUAUGCAAUCAAGAUUGAGAAAUAAUCGGUCUGGUGCCUUUGGUCAAUGCAAUGGGCCCGGGGGUCUGGCAGAGGGUUCUGAAAACGACAUCUCGAAGAAUUCUGUAUCUAAGGGAAAGAAAAAAAAUAAAAAUGCAUUGAGAUCUCUGCAGGUCUUAGCAGCUAUUCUUUUGUCACAGAUGGGUCGAAGGGGUGCUCGUGACCUCUUAGCAUUGGUGUCUGUAGUGGUGUUGCGGACUGCUGUAAGCAAUAGACUGGCCAAAGUGCAAGGGUUUUUGUUUCGAGCAGCUUUUCUACGCCGUGUACCAUCGUUUUUGAGAUUAAUAAUUGAAAAUGUUCUUCUCUGUUUCUUUCUAUCAACAUUGCAUUCUACAUCAAAGUACAUAACAGGGACCUUAAGUUUGCGGUUCAGGAAAAUACUGACAAAGCUUAUCCAUUCACAUUAUUUUGAGAGUAUGGCAUACUACAAAAUAUCCCAUGUUGAUGGCCGGGUAACUAAUCCAGAACAAAGGAUCGCUAGUGAUGUUCCAAAAUUCUGCUCCGAAUUAAGUGACCUUGUGCAAGAGGAUCUUACUGCAGUAACAGAUGGACUGCUUUAUACAUGGCGCCUUUGUUCUUAUGCCAGUCCAAAAUAUAUCUUCUGGAUAUUGGGCUAUGUACUGGGAGCAGGGACCAUGAUUAGAACUUUUUCUCCUGCAUUUGGAAAACUAAUGUCUAAAGAACAGCAACUGGAGGGGGAAUAUAGACAGCUUCACUCUCGAUUGAGGACCCAUUCGGAAAGCAUAGCAUUUUAUGGAGGAGAAGCUAGAGAAGAGUUUUAUAUUCAGCAGAAGUUCAAGACACUGGUAAAGCAUCUGGGUGUCGUCCAUCAUGAUCAUUGGUGGUUUGGAAUGAUCCAGGACUUUUUGUUGAAGUAUCUUGGAGCCACUGUAGCUGUUGUUCUCAUAAUAGAACCCUUUUUUUCUGGCGAUUUAAGGCCCGAUACUUCAACUUUAGGACGUGCUGAGAUGUUAAGCAAUCUUAGAUAUCAUACCAGCGUUAUUAUUUCACUUUUCCAGUCUCUGGGUACAUUGUCAAUCAGUUCAAGACGACUCAAUCGUCUCAGUGGUUAUGCAGAGCGCAUUCAUGAGUUAAUUGCUGUAUCUCGAGAGCUUGGUUUUCGUGAUAGCUCUUCUUCACAGAGAAAUGGAAGUAGAAAUUGCUUUACUGAAGCUAACUACAUAGAAUUUUCUGACGUCAAGGUUGUUACCCCAUCUAACAAUGUGCUGGUGGAAGACCUGACACUGAAAGUUGAUGCAGGAUCUAACCUUUUGAUUACAGGUCCUAAUGGUAGUGGCAAAAGCUCACUGUUCCGCGUUCUAGGAGGACUUUGGCCUCUAGUAUCCGGGCAUAUUGCAAAGCCUGGAGUUGGAUCUAACCUUAAUAAAGAGAUAUUUUAUGUGCCACAACGACCAUAUACAGCUGUUGGCACUCUUGGGGAUCAAUUGAUGUAUCCUCUUUCGGCAGAUCAAGACAUUGAGCCGCUGACACGCGAUGGAAUGAUAGAGCUUUUAAAAAAUGUUGACCUAGAGUAUUUACUUGAUCGGUAUCCUCCGGACACAGAGGUCAAUUGGGGUGAGGAACUUUCUUUGGGAGAGCAGCAACGACUAGGAAUGGCAAGAUUGUUUUAUCACAAGCCGAAGUUUGCGAUUCUUGAUGAGUGUACCAGUGCUGUGACAACAGAUAUGGAAGAGCGCUUUUGUUCUAAGGUCCGGGCUAUGGGAACUUCAUGCAUCACCAUAUCACAUCGUCCUGCAUUAGUUGCAUUUCAUGAUGUAGUGUUGUCUUUGGAUGGUGAAGGAGGAUGGAGCAUUCACUACAAAAGGGAUGAUGAUGAGAAUGCAUUGGACAUGAAUAUGCCUUUAGGGUCUAACCGCCAAAAUGAUGCAAUGACUGUACAACAAGCAUUUGCUCCUGUUAAGAAGAGCUCUACUAUAUCGAGAUCAAACUCUGAAGCGUAUAUCUCAGAGAUCUUGAGAGCGUCACCUACUGUAAAUCGAGCUUUGAGUUUGCCUCUUGUUCCACAAGUCCAAAUAUCUCCAAGGAUGUUGCCAUUAAGAGUUGCAAAUAUGUUUAGGAUAUUGGUACCUACUGUGUUUGAUAAGCAAGGAGCACAGUUACUUGCAGUUGCAUUCUUGGUUGUCUCAAGAACAUGGGUUUCAGAUCGUAUUGCUUCUCUGAAUGGGACAACUGUGAAAUAUGUUCUGGAGCAGGAUAAGGCAGCCUUUAUUCGUUUAAUUGGGGUCAGCGUUUUACAAAGUGGUGCUUCUUCUUUCAUUGCUCCUUCUAUAAGGCACUUGACAGCAAGGUUGGCUCUUGGAUGCAGGAUCCGUUUGACUCAACAUUUACUCAAGAAUUACUUGAGAAAAAAUGCGUUCUAUAAGGUUUUUCACAUGUCAAGCAAAAGCAUAGAUGCUGAUCAGAGAAUAACACAUGAUCUGGAUAAGCUAACCACUGAUUUAUCAGGGCUUGUCACCGGAAUGGUUAAGCCAACUGUGGACAUUCUUUGGUUCACUUGGAGAAUGAAGCUGUUAACUGGUCGCAGAGGUGUUGCUAUCUUAUAUGCAUAUAUGUUACUUGGACUUGGAUUUUUGAGGAGUGUUACUCCUGAUUUUGGUGAUCUUGUAAGUCAAGAACAACAGCUCGAAGGAACUUUCAGGUUUAUGCAUGAGAGGUUGCGCACACAUGCAGAAUCUGUAGCUUUCUUUGGAGGGGGUGCACGGGAAAAGAUGAUGGUGGAAUCAAAAUUUGAGAAACUUCUCAGUCACUCGUUACUUCUGAUGAAGAAGAAAUGGCUUUAUGGUAUACUUGAUGAUUUCGUCACCAAGCAGCUCCCACAUAAUGUCACGUGGGGAUUGAGCUUAUUAUAUGCCAUGGAGCUUAAGGGAGACCGAUCUUUGACUUCCACACAAGGUGAUCUUGCUCAUGCUUUACGCUUCUUGGCAUCAGUUGUCUCUCAAAGCUUUUUAGCUUUUGGUGACAUUCUUGAGCUGCAUAAGAAGUUCGUUGAGCUUUCUGGUGGUAUCAAUCGAAUUCUUGAGUUAGAGGAGUUCUUAGAUGCUGCUCAAUCUGAUCAUUUGACUCAAACUUCAUUGGCUUCUGAGGGAAAUAGUGCUUACUCUGAAGACAGCAUUUCAUUUUCUGAUGUCGACAUAAUCACCCCUUCCCAGAAAUUGUUGGCGAGGCGAUUGACCUGUGAGAUUGUACCAGGAAAAAGUGUUCUUGUUACGGGUCCAAAUGGGAGUGGCAAAAGUUCAGUAUUUAGAGUCCUUCGUGGUAUCUGGCCCAUUGUUAGUGGAAGACUUGUCAAACCAAGCCAACUUUAUGAAAAGGGAAUUGAAUUUGAUUGUGGUAUAUUUGUUGUUCCACAACGACCAUAUACAUGCUUAGGAACCCUGAGAGAUCAGGUCAUAUAUCCUCUAUCACGUGAGGAAGCUGAGAUAAGAGCAGUACUGAGGCAUGGAGGUCAUCAUUCUUGCACUUCCUCAGAAGUAUUGGAUAUGGAAAUCAAAUCCAUACUAGAAAAUGUUAAGCUGAUUUAUCUACUGGAGCGGGAAGGUGGAUUGGGCACGGCUCUAAACUGGGAAGAUGUCCUCUCUCUUGGAGAGCAGCAGAGAUUAGGGAUGGCACGCUUAUUCUUCCACAAGCCUAAAUUUGCUAUCCUUGAUGAGUGCACCAAUGCCACAAGUGUUGAUGUGGAGGAGCACCUCUAUAAGCUCGCUUCUAAUCUAGGCAUUACAGUUGUUACUUCAUCGCAGCGCCCUGCUUUAAUUCCUUUUCAUGUGUUGGAAUUGCGACUGAUUGACGGAGAGGGUAGCUGGGAGCUUCGCAAAAUAAAGCAAGGAUACUCCAAGGAUUCCUGAAGUAGAUGAUAUGCCAUGGAGUCUCCCUUGUGCUUAUGUGCUUCAGUUUGCCUGUUGCCGUCCAAUUCGCUGCCUUUCCAUGGUUGUGCCGAGUAAAGUGAUGAGAGUACUCCUGAUGAUAGAUGAGCGCAAUGCUCGGAUGCAAUUGCAGCAUAUCUGAAAGCAAUGUAAUAAUGAAUCCGGUAUCACACAUUAGAAUUUUGUAGAUCUAUGAAAAGCUACGUCCGAAUGGUUCAGCAUCUAAGGUACAUAAUUCAGCAAUUUAUAGCAUGUUUGGUUGGUGGUACUACAUGGUGGUGAUGCUAAUGAAAUCGAUUGUAAUAUGAAGGAAAAUCUCCAACGUAUUACCAUGGCAAUGAGACUCAGCAGCAAACGUGAUUUUUUUUCA